This is a messenger RNA of Trametes versicolor FP-101664 SS1, 1702 nucleotides long. Its product is annotated as aminotransferase. The transcript is spliced from 11 exons. The coding region runs from base 1 to 1551 and encodes 516 amino acids. Gene Ontology annotation, molecular function: pyridoxal phosphate binding. Gene Ontology annotation, biological process: biosynthetic process. The record is from RefSeq and is a predicted model, not a curated record. NCBI's taxonomy places the organism in Eukaryota, Fungi, Basidiomycota, Agaricomycetes, Polyporales, Polyporaceae.
AUGUCUCUCUCAGGUACCCACACCCCCAUAUCCCUCUCAGGCACCCACACCCCCAUAUCCAGGUCCGGCAGGUCUACCCCGCUGCAUUUGCGUGAUAUCGUUCACGAUGUGAUCAGACACUUCAGAAAUGAGAAGGACUCUGAGGCACACAGAAUCUUCCGCCAGUCGGCCGGACACAAGGCACCGGGUGCUCUCCCCCAGAUGGUCAACCCGGACGAGGAGACCGUCCCAGGUAUCGAGCAUCCUGGUAGCACGGGUGUCAUCUACUGCUCGGACCGUGCCAUGGCCAACGGCUUCUCCUACGCGUCCUCGCACGAGUGGGCCAACCUUGGACAAGGUGCACCUGAGGUCGGUCACAUCCCCGACGCUCCCCCACGCCCGACGAGCAUUCCCCUGCCCGAGGAUUCGCUGGAGUACGCGCCCACGACUGGUGUCAAAGCGCUCCGUGAGGCGGUGGCCGACCUGUACAACCAACAGUACCGUCAAGAUAAGCUCAGCCAAUACACCUAUGAGAACGUCUGCAUUGUCCCCGGAGGUCGCGCGGGUCUUUCCCGUGUAGCCGCCGUGGUCGGUGACGUAUACUGCUCGUACCAAAUCCCGGACUAUACCGCAUAUGAUCAGGUUCUGAGCGCCUUCAAGCGUCUCGUGCCCGUUCCCACUGCUCUGGACGCAGAAAAUAAGUAUAAGCUGGAUGUGGACCAAAUUCGAAAAGACAUUCGCACCCAGGGUCUCGAAGUCGUCCUCGCAUCGAACCCUCGUAACCCCACCGGUCAGGUGAUCGAGGGCGAGGACUUGAAAGCCCUAGUCAACACCGCGCGCGAAUCAUCAGCGACCGUCAUCUUGGAUGAGUUCUACUCCUGGUAUAUGUACCCCGAGGACAACGAGAGCUGGGGGAGGUCAGUCUCUUCCGCUGAGUACAUUGACAACGUCAACCAGGACCCUGUUGUCAUCGUGAAUGGACUCACUAAGAACUGGCGUCUCCCUGGCUGGCGAGUCUGCUGGGUACUUGGACCCAAGAACCUAAUCACUGCCCUCUCUCAGUCGGGCUCCUUCCUUGAUGGAGGUGCUAACCACCCCCUCCAGCUCGCCGCCAUCCCGCUCCUCGACCCUCAGCGCGUUCUCUUGGAGAAGAUCGCGCUUCAAAAGCACUUCAAGCACAAGCGCGAUCACGUGCUGAAGCGCCUCGAGCAACUCGGGCUCAAGGUCGACGUCCCACCCGUUGCGACGUUCUACAUCUGGCUCAACCUCGAGCGCCUUCCCGCUCCGCUGAACAACGGCCUCACGUUCUUCGAGGAGCUCCUGAAGGAGAAGACGAUCGUCAUCCCCGGCAUCUUCUUCGACAUCAACCCCGCGCACCGCCGCAACCUCUUCCACUCCCCGUGCCACCACUUCGUGCGUUUGUCGUUCGGGCCCCCAUUGGAGGACUUGGACAAGGGCCUGGACGCGAUCGGGCGCGUGCUGCGCAAGGCGAAGAAGGAAGGCGGGCAGGCCUUCGGCCACAGCUACAAGAAGAGCAUCGACGGCGUCCACCAGCUCGACCAGCUCGUCUAGUGUCUUAGAUGCGACUGCUACCAUCCACCCCCGGAAUACCUCACGACGAAGGAAACGUAUAGACGACGAACACUGUCUGUUAGCGAGGACUGGAGACGAUGUUGUAACGAUCAUGAGAAGUCACAAAUGCAUACCCCAGUGUACGAUGCCC